Messenger RNA from Chaetomium fimeti, 2052 nucleotides. RefSeq names its product Metallo-dependent phosphatase-like protein. Bases 169 to 1857 code for a protein of 562 amino acids. Gene Ontology annotation, biological process: nucleotide catabolic process. The transcript is spliced from 2 exons. NCBI's taxonomy places the organism in Eukaryota, Fungi, Ascomycota, Sordariomycetes, Sordariales, Chaetomiaceae. The record is from RefSeq and is a predicted model, not a curated record. Gene Ontology annotation, molecular function: nucleotide binding; hydrolase activity, acting on ester bonds; metal ion binding.
AUAGGUAUAUCAACGGGACCGCCUUUGUGGUUACACCGCAGACGAAAACACUUCUCAAGGUGUCUGGAACCGCUGACAGUGCCACGUCAAGACCCGCUGAUCUGCCCACGACAUCCCAAGAGUUCCAUCCGAGAACUGGCAUUUUCACAGCGAAACCGGCCUUCUAUCAUGGCCAUGAGGUUCGUCGUUACGGCUGCCUGCCUUCUCGGCACGGCCUUCGCAGCCCAGGAAGAUCGUCUUGUGAGUCAAAGGCUGAGCAAGCGGUUCAUCGACGACGCCGGCAACUACAACAUCUCAUUCUAUCACAUUAACGAUGUGCACGCGCACCUCGACGAAUUUUCGUCGUCCGGCACCGAUUGCACAAACCCGGCGCGUGGCUGCUUCGGCGGCUAUGCGCGCGUCAAGACGGUGCUCAAGGAGACGCGGCCAUCACAUCCGGAUUCUCUCCUGCUCAACGUCGGCGACGAGUUCCAAGGUACCAUGUUUUUCUCCUUUUACGGCGGGGAGAAGAUCGCCGAGACUCUUAAUCAGAUUGGCUUCGACGCCAUGACACUUGGCAACCACGAGUUUGACCGGGGCGACGACCACCUGGGCGAGUUCCUCGAGAACCUGACUUUCCCCAUCGUGAGCGCCAACAUCGUCUCGGACCAUGCGGUCCUCAACCGCACCAUCAAGCCUUUCCACAUCUUCCCGCAGUACGACUUGGCCGUCAUUGGCGUCACGACCGAGACGACGCCAGGCAUUUCCUCGCCUGGCAAGGGUACCAAGUUUAGUGACCCAGUCGCGGCGGUACAAAACACCAUCGACCUGAUCCGCUCAACCACCAACAUCACCCGCCUCGCCGCCAUUACCCACAUUGGCUACGAUGAGGACCAACGCCUAGCGCAGGAGACUACGGGCCUACACUUCAUAAUGGGCGGACACAGCCACACCCCCCUGGGAGACUUCGACGGUGCCGUCGGACCGUACCCGACCAUCGUGGAGAACAAGGACGGCGACGAGGUGUUUAUCGUGACCGCCUAUCGUUGGGGCGAGUACCUGGGCUACAUUGACGUGACUUACGACGCCGAGGGCAAGGUUCUGGCGUACAACGGCGCCCCCAUUCAUAUCACCAACACGACAGCGCAGGAUGAGGAGCUCCAAGAGCAGAUCGACGAGUGGCGGGGCCCGUUCGAGGAGUAUGCAAAGGAGGAGGUCGGUGUUACGAACGUGGUCCUCGACCAGUCAACGUGCCAGCAAAAGGAGUGUUUGCUGGGUGACUUUGUCGCGGACGCCUUGCUCACCUACCGAAUCAAUGCCACUACCCCGGAAACGGCACCCGCCUUCGCUCUGAUCAACGCGGGCGGUAUCAGGGCCACUAUCGACGAGGGUCCCAUCACCCGUGGUGAAGUCCUCACGGCCUUCCCCUUCAGCAAUGCCGUGGUAGAAGUAACGCUCUCGGGAGAAAAGCUAUGGACUGUCUUGGAGGGCAUCAUCUCCCGCGUCAACGUGGAUAACGGCAAGGCGGUCACGUCAUUUCUCCAAGUCUCUCGCGGCAUUCGCAUCGAAUAUGCCCCGGUUUCGAAAAACAGCACUAGCAACGUGCUUGUCUCAGUGACCAUUGGGGACAAGCCCCUCGACAAGACGGUCGAGUACAAGAUCGUCACCGUUGACUUUAUCGCUGGCGGCGGAGAUAACAUGUUCAGCACCCCGUUUGAGAACCUCGUGAUUCUGGACACGAUGGCCGACGUCCUGGUGAGGCAUAUCGAGGCCACGUCCCCCGUCGACAUCGCGUUGGAUGGGCGGUUGACGGCAGUGAGCCGGUGCAAGGCGGCGAAAGCGGCGAGGAUGAAGGCACGGAGGGCGAAGAGGGAUUAGGGGCAGUUUCAUUUCGCUCUGCAACUUCCCCGAGAGCACGAUCGCAAUGUUAUAUGUAUAUAAUUCACCUGUACUAGUGCCAUAAACCUUUCCUUCCCCGGACCUCAACCCCCAUUUCUUCCCCAUCUAUAUCCACCACACUGAACCUCCCAUAAUUACCCACUCGCUUCACUUUGCAAGAAUAAUAGCCGUCGC